UUGAUAUUUUGCUAUAUUUAUCAGCAAUCCCUAAUUUAAACCAAAGACGCGAAGCGAAAACUUAUCUGCAAAAAAAUAUUAAAAAUGCGUAGAGUAAGCUCCGCCGCCUUAUUAACAAAUGUGGAAGCCGCCGAGGCCAACAAGUCUUGUGAAGACAUAUCAGAUAUCGAUCUAAAUGAGGUGCCCGCCCAGCUGGAGGCCACUCUACAUCAUCACAGAUCCCGGGGCAGUUGUGUCAGUCUGUUUAACAUGGAUUUGGCCGAAUUCAUGAUAGACUCCACAAUGGUGGACACUGUGCAGCAGCAUCAGGAACGCGCCAAGGAGGAGGAGAAGAACUGGUACACACUGGUCUCCAAGGCUGUGAAAUCCUCCAAGGAGGCCGCCACACGGCAGUAUACCUUUGAGCCAAGUGAGGAACAGCAGCGUUAUCUCAAGGAGUGUCCCAAUUUGCAGAAUUUCAUACGCGGCUCGUUGCCUUUUAUGGACAAAGUCACCAGGUUUCUGGAGGAGCACAAAGAGGUAAUGGAUCUCCAGGAUGAGCUGGCGGAACAUGUCCAAUUUCAGCUAAACAGCAAGGUCAACAAUGCCAUACACGAGAAUCUAGCUGGCAACCGGCGGAACUAGAAAAUAAUCCGGCUGGACUGGGAAGGAUUUUGAUGUUUAGUUUGAUAUUCUUUCCAGUUUUAAAUGUUACUCCAUGCCAUUUUUUUAUACUGCUUUAUUUACCUACAAUUUAAAUGUAAAUAAUACAAUUCUCAGCAAUUUUA
Messenger RNA from Drosophila kikkawai, 767 nucleotides. It is a transcript of the gene Kmn1, whose product is annotated as kinetochore Mis12-Ndc80 network component 1. The record is from RefSeq and is a predicted model, not a curated record. Lineage: Eukaryota; Metazoa; Arthropoda; Insecta; Diptera; Drosophilidae.